This is a messenger RNA of Anthostomella pinea, 426 nucleotides long. The record is from the annotation of a GenBank genome assembly. NCBI's taxonomy places the organism in Eukaryota, Fungi, Ascomycota, Sordariomycetes, Xylariales, Xylariaceae.
AUGUUCGCGAUCUCGCCCCUGGAGAUACUGUGCAUUAACAUGUUGACGUCCUUAUUUCGGGACUUUGGCCCCAGCCGGGAGUAUGCACGACAAGAGCCGUGGUGUCUGUACGAAGUAGACCUCGUCGACAUGCUUGUCUACGGGCCGCUGAUGGGCCUGCGUCCCCGUCUUCCGCGCGCGCGCCACCUCUUUGCCGAGCUGACCUGGCUCAUCCUCGUGAGCUCCUGGGAAUUCAAGGACAUCCGCCACAACAUGUUCCGCCUGAACCCGGACGGGACCAGCGCAUUCCAGAUCUUCAAGGACCUGAUCAGGUUCCUGUUCUCGACCAUGACCAUUGGCGCACUGAGCGUGUUCCCAGUCAUCUACAUCUACAUCCGCGUCUUCAACCACAGCGUCUUCGGGCACACGGGCAUCAAGUGGAAGUGA